UUCAUGGAGGUGAAGAUAUCAGAGAACCUAAAGCGUUCCCAGAGGGACUCAGCCCUGGACUGUGAUGAGGAGUCCUCAGAGACGCUGUGUUGCCGAUACCCCCUCUCCGUCGACUUUGAGGCCUUUGGCUGGGACUGGAUCAUUGCCCCCGAACGCUACAAGGCCAACUACUGUUCUGGAGAGUGUGAGUACAUGCACCUCCAGAAGUACCCCCACACUCACCUGGUGAACAAGGCUGGCGCCCGGGGUACCACAGGGCCCUGUUGUACUCCAACUAAGAUGUCCCCCAUCAACAUGCUCUACUUCAACCGCAUGGAGAAGAUAAUUUAUGGGAAGAUACCAUCUAUGGUGGUGGACCACUGUGGCUGCUCCUGAGAGGGAGGAUGAGAGGACAGGACAAAUCACACACGCACAUUGUGUUGUGUAAUGAGUUAAAAAGUUAUCCCAAAGUGAACCCUCUUACAAGAAUCCAUAAUAUUUUUGCAUAAACGGCUACAGGUGACAUGUGGAGUUUGAAAAACAUGAACCCUUUGCUCUGAGUGAGGACAUGAACUGCCCAUACUCUCCCCCCGAGGUUCGUUCCGCAAUGUGGCUGGAACUGCUAGAAAUAUUUAAGGACACAUAACACAAUUGUCAUAGGAGUGCAAAAUCUGCACUGAAACAGAUGUCCCCGAUAUUGUGGAUCACUGAAUUUUGGAACAGCUUGGUGGUCCUCAGAACACAGUGUCACAUACAGAGCUACUCUAUUAGCCUAUAUGAAUUGAAACCAAAAAUGGUAUGUUCCUUAUG
Messenger RNA from Oncorhynchus tshawytscha (Chinook salmon), 789 nucleotides. RefSeq names its product growth/differentiation factor 8-like. Gene Ontology annotation, cellular component: extracellular region. Bases 4 to 375 code for a protein of 123 amino acids. Gene Ontology annotation, molecular function: cytokine activity; growth factor activity. The transcript has a single exon. Gene Ontology annotation, biological process: SMAD protein signal transduction. The record is from RefSeq and is a predicted model, not a curated record. NCBI's taxonomy places the organism in Eukaryota, Metazoa, Chordata, Actinopteri, Salmoniformes, Salmonidae.